Camellia sinensis is the source of this 1576-nucleotide messenger RNA. RefSeq lists its product as uncharacterized. Lineage: Eukaryota; Viridiplantae; Streptophyta; Magnoliopsida; Ericales; Theaceae. The record is from RefSeq and is a predicted model, not a curated record.
CACAAAGCUUUUCUGUUGGCUCAACUCUCUUCUGUUGUGACCCUAUGAUAUACACACACACACGAAGAGAGAGAGAGAGAGAGAGCAACACUGGGCCAGCAAUGGAAGAGAGAUAAAAAGGGACAAAACAAAGAUGGGCAAAACUUUUGACAAUAAAUAACACAACACGAUCAUUCGAAAGAGCUGUGGAUAUACAUAUAUCAGAUCUGAUCAGGUCCUUUCAUUGUCAAUUGCUCAGACGUAAUCGACCUGACACGAAAGGAAUUAGUGGUUCGUAUUGAAUGGAAGGUGUCGGCGACGGUGGUAGUCGGAGGCGACAAUUUCAUGCUGACGAAAGGUCCGACUCGGCGAACCUUCGAGAUUUUCUUCGAGUCAAAGAGGACGACGAUGGCCGAAACUUGGCCGGUUUAACAUUAAGCGCUGUGCUUGGUUGCGAGAAUAGACCGGCUCAGCUUCAGGCGACCCGGUCUCUUCACGAUAUCAUCCGAGACGAUCCGUACGGCGGCAAAGACAGCAAGAAGAGCUGGAAGGCUUUCAAAGAGAAGCUUCGCCUCCGCCGCAACGGUUCCUGCUCCGGCGCCUCCUGGACCUCCACGGUUUCGACACCGGCCUCCGACGUCCCGAUUCAGAACGCCAAUCGUAUGAUUUCUCGGCGAAAUUCGACUCGAUUUGGGGAUCAAACUCAUCAUCAUCAUCAUCAUCAUCAAGAACUGUCAUCGUUGAAUUCAAUCAACGGAGGAGAGAAUCACGUGGAAUUGAAUUCAAUGCCGAGUAACAGAGCCAUGAUGCUUCGCCGGAAUUCGAGUCGGAUUCCGUCACGCACGACCAGCCGGUACGGCGGUUCAACAUCGUUCAACAAUGCCGGUGAAGUUGCGGAGCUACACCGACGAUUGCCAUCUGGCGAAGAAGAAGAGGAGGAGGAAGGUGGAGAGGAGGGGGAGGAGGAGGAGGAGGAGGAGGUGGCGGAGGAGGACGGAGGAGAGCAGCCGGUGAGGAUGUCGUUGAUGGCGCUGUUGGCGGAGACGGACAGAGAAAUGGGAUUGGAUGGAGCGAAUUACAUGAGUGAUGAUGAGGAGGAGGAAGAGGAAGUGAUUGUGGGUGGAGAAUACAACAAUUGCUGUGUGUGUAUGGUGAGGCAUAAGGGUGCAGCGUUCAUACCUUGUGGCCACACUUUUUGCAGGUUGUGUUCUAGGGAGCUUUGGGUUCAGAGGGGUAAUUGCCCUCUCUGCAAUGGCUUCAUCUUGGAAAUUCUUGAUAUCUUCUGAUCCGCCAUGGUCGACCAUCAAGCUCUGAGAUCUUGCAAACUUUUUCGUAUUUGUUUUGGUGUUUUUUAUUUUUAAAAUUUGUUUUGGUAUUUUUUAUUUUUAAAAAUUGUUUUGGUAAAUAAGAAGUUUGUUUGUGUGAUGUGCUUGACAAUCACAAAUCAGGGAUGAUAGAGUGAUUUAUUAUGGUAGGUUGGGUUGGCCUUUGGCCCCCUUUUGUUGUAUAUGUAAGGUUGGUACAUUUGCUGAUAUGCAUUACAAUUUGAAAAUUUAUAGGAUAAAUUACAUUUAUCCUAUUUGGGGUUUGAGUUUAA